Effrenium voratum is the source of this 1281-nucleotide messenger RNA. The record is from the annotation of a GenBank genome assembly. Lineage: Eukaryota; Dinophyceae; Suessiales; Symbiodiniaceae.
AUGGAGGAGUCGGCCGAGUGCUGGUCGGGAGAAUUCAACGAGGAGUUUUGCUGCGGCGAGCAGUGGGGCCUCACUGGAAACCCAGCUUGCUGGAAUGAGGAGUUCACCUUCCUGCGGUGCUGUGGCCUCGACAGCUUUCCCCGCAGGCCAGAUGAGGAUGAGCGCUGGGAGAGGAUCGCAGGCAGCACGCCUUUGGAGGACGGCGGAGAGUACGACUUCAUCGUAGUGGGCGCCGGAUCUGCCGGGAGUGUGGUGGCCUCUCGCCUGGCCGAUGCGGCCACUUCGGAUGGCCGGCCCUGGCGGGUGUUGAUCCUCGAGGCGGGGGCCGGUCAGACGAAGGCGCCAGAGGCCGCCCAUCCGGACAAAGCGCCGCAGAGGGAGGAGGCCUGGUGGCCGGCGGUGGAGCUGAAUUGGCAACAUGGAAAGGAGGGCAGGACGUGGAAGUAUGCCACGGGAAGAGGCGUUGGUGGGACUGCCAGCGUGAACUCCAUGAUCUACACGCGGGGAUCCAUUUCGGAGUACGAGGCAUUUGGUUGGCCAGCCAAAGAGGUGCUGAGCGCCUACCAGAGCCUCGAGGCUCCCAUGGAGGCCCCGGGCUUCCGCGCCGCGGCGGGCUUUCAUCGCCCAGGAGACGCGUUGCAUGCUGAGCCGCCAGGCAGCUUCCUGAGCCUCAUCUCGGCUUUCCCCGAGGAGCUGCCGCCCUUGUUCCGGCAGCUUCUUCGCGCCUUCGAGCGCAUCAAGGUCCCCUUCAGGGUGGACCCCCACGGCAACGUCACCACACACGGCAUCGGCGGCAUUUGGCGGUCAAUGGGCUGCGGUCACCCCAGGUGCCAACCCACACGCGUGUCUCGCAUGUACCUGGCAGCGGGACGACCUCGGUCCACGACCUACCAAAACUUGGCUGCGCCUUUGCAUGGCUCAGCAGGCCACAGGCUGGAAACCUUGACGCACGCCUUCGCAGAACGGAUCGUCUUCGAGGGGAACGAGGCAGUCGGAGUUGAUGUCUCGAUUGCAGCAGAUGGCAACCCGUCGAAGGCCGUCAGCAAGCGGCUGCGUCUUCGAGCCAAGCAGGAGGUGAUCCUGGCGGCCGGGGUGCUGGCCAGCCCCAAGCUGCUCACCUUGUCCGGGGUCGCGGAGCCCCAGGAGUUGGAAAGGCUGGGCAUACCAGACCCCCUGGCGCGUUUUGCAUGCAAUGCGUUGAAGGAGAAUCGGGCCCCUCUUUUUGACACGGAUACAAGCAGGGGCGGCGCGCACUUUCAGACCCUGAACGUUGAGGAUUAG